This is a messenger RNA of Prosopis cineraria, 3148 nucleotides long. Its product is annotated as protein EIN4-like. Bases 688 to 2964 code for a protein of 758 amino acids. The transcript has 2 exons. Lineage: Eukaryota; Viridiplantae; Streptophyta; Magnoliopsida; Fabales; Fabaceae. Gene Ontology annotation, cellular component: endoplasmic reticulum; endoplasmic reticulum membrane. Gene Ontology annotation, biological process: response to ethylene; phosphorelay signal transduction system. Gene Ontology annotation, molecular function: protein binding; ethylene receptor activity; ethylene binding. The record is from RefSeq and is a predicted model, not a curated record.
UUCAGGUGAAUACUCCAAGUUCAUGGCAUGGGAGGGAGGCAUGAGGCGGAUGCACAGAACCGAGGGAGUCUAGGUUCGCUUCAUGUAAAUCUGUGUGGUCCCAAUUCCCAUUGCUUCUCUCAGCUUUCCACACACUUCUCUAUAGACUCCGAGACAUGGGCGAACACGAAUAUCUCCUUUUUCUGUAGCAGUUUUCUUCGCCUUUUGGGUUGCAAAGGAUUGAUUCAGUCCGUUUUCUGUCGGUUUAAUUUUCCUUAGACAUCUUAGGUAAGUGUUUACGAUGAAGUAUUUAUUGAUUUAAGGGAAUAUAUCAUAACGAUUGCAAUCUGUUCUCUUUAUGCAUCAUUCCACCGUGUGGCUGUGUGUGAUCUUCCUAAAUCCAGACUGAACAAGGUGAUUCGGGUUUUCCCAUUUCAUUUCUCAGUAUAAUCCAGCUUUCUUUGAUCAUCCAGAGCCUUUUCUGUUUUGAAGUUAUUGAGUUCCCAAAAAUAGAAAGAGUAUGAGGAGUUUGGGCAGAUGCAAAUGUUAGAUCUCGAGCCUUGAAUACAGCAGAUCAGUCGUCAACAUCAUACGAAGUCAGCUGGUGGAUGAGGCUUCCUUUAGUCAUAUACAAAAAACUUGGAUAAGAUUUGGAAUAUGAUAUUUUUUUACGGAUGAUAUUCAAACAUACUAGCCAGCUGGGGAGCCAUGGAAAAAGCAUCAGCCUCUCUUUUGUUGGCUUCUUACAUCUUUGUCUCCGUUUCUGCUAUCGACAGUGAUUAUGCGCAGUGCAAUUGUGACGAAGAGGGGCUUUGGAGCAUACAUAACAUUUUAGAGAGCCAAAGAGUUAGUGACUUCUUUAUUGCCAUAGCAUAUUUUUCGAUCCCUGUUGAACUCCUCUACUUCGUUAGUCGUUCCAACCUCCCCUUCAAAUGGGUGUUCCUCCAAUUCAUUGCAUUCAUAGUCCUUUGUGGCUUGACGCAUUUACUUAAUGCAUAUACUUAUUACGGACCACACUCCUUUCAGUUGGUGCUCUCCCUUACAAUUGCUAAACUCCUUACAGCUCUGGUCUCCUGUGCAACUGCAAUUACCCUUUUUACUCUGAUUCCUCUUCUUCUCAAAAUCAAGGUGAGGGAGCUCUUUCUGAAGCAGAACGUGUUGGAAUUAGACCAGGAGAUUGGAAUGAUCAGAAGACAAAAAGAAGCAAGCUGGCAUGUUCGUAUGCUAACACGGGAAAUCAGAAAGUCUCUGGAUAAGCAUACAAUCUUGUACACCACCCUUGUUAAGCUCUCUAACUCAUUGGCCUUGCAUAACUGCGCUGUUUGGAUGCCAAAUGAGGAUGGACGAGAAAUGUACUUAACCCAUGAGUUGAAAACAAGCUCCCCUGAGAUUUUUCACUAUUCUAUUCCCAUAAACGACCCAGAUGUCUUAGAGAUAAUAAAAAGUAAAGGGGUAAGGAUUUUGAGGCCUGAAUCAGUACUAGGAUCUGCAAGUAAGGGGGGGUCUGGGGAGUCAGGUGCUGUUGCAGCUAUUCGUAUGCCGAUGCUUCAUGUUUCAAAUUUUAAAGGAGGGACACCUGAGUUUGUUGAUACAUCCUAUGCUAUUCUGGUUUUGGUUCUUCCAAAUUCAAACUCUAGGCCUUGGAGCCACCAAGAGAUGGAGAUAGUGGAGGUAGUUGCUGAUCAGGUCGCUGUAGCCCUGUCUCAUGCAAAUAUUCUUGAAGAGUCUCAGCUCAUGAGACAGAAACUGGCAGAGCAAAACCGAGCUUUGCAACAGGCUAAAAAGAAUGCAAUGAUGGCUAGUCAGGCAAGGAAAUCAUUUCAGAAAGUGAUGAGUCAUGGCAUGCGCAGGCCUAUGCAUUCAAUCCUGGGCCUGCUUUCAAUGUUUCAAGAGGGCAAUUUGAGAUCUGAGCAAAAGAUUAUAGUUGACACAAUGAUCAAAGUUGGCCAUGUUCUCUCAAGUUUGAUUAAUGAUGUAAUGGAGAUUUCGGUAAAUGAUAAAGGAAGCUUCCAGUUAGAGAUGAAACCUUUCAAUUUACAUUUGAUGAUGAGAGAAACUGCUUGUAUUGCUAAAUGUCUGUGUGUAUAUAAAGGCUUUGAUUUUAAAAUUGAAGUGCAGAAGUCGUUGCCCGAUUUGGUGAUAGGGGACCAGGCAAGGGCUUUUCAAGUAAUUUUGCAUAUGAUUGACCAUUUAUUGAACAUAUAUGAUGGAGAAAGGACUUUCAGUGUCCAAGUUUAUCUUGGAAAUGAUAAUGGGGAUAAGGACAAUAAUUCUUUGGGAAUAUGGAGAUCAGGCAUGCAAAAUGAUUGUGUAUAUAUGAAAUUUGAUUUUCAGAUAACUGGUACAAGUUCGCGUUCAGGUGAAUCUGCUUCAGCAAGACGCUAUGCUGGUGGAAGGCACUACAGCAAUGAACCUAAUGAGGGCCUAAGCUUCAGCAUGUGCAAAACACUGGCACAGAUGAUGCAAGGCAAUAUCUGGUUAUCACUGAACGCUCUAGGUUUGGCACAAAGCAUGACACUUGCCCUCAAGUUUCAGAUAGGGCCAUCACACGGAAGAUCCAUUUUAGCACCUAAAGAUUCUCUGGACUCUCGGUUCAGAAGCCUCAAGGUUGUGUUAGCCGACGACGACGACAUAAACAGGACAGUGACGAAAAAACUUCUUGAGAAGUUGGGUUGUCAAGUAACUGCUGUUUCAUCAGGGUUUGAAUGCCUGGGUGCUGUAAGUGCAUCUGGUAAUACAUUCAACGUCAUCCUUUUGGAUCUGCACAUGCCCGAAAUGGAUGGUUUUGAUGUGGCUAUGAGAAUUCGGAAGUUCCACAGCCGCAACUGGCCCUUGAUUAUAGCUCUUACAGCAAGUGCAGAAGAAGAUGUGAUGGAUAGAUGCCUGCGGGUUGGAAUGAACGGAUUAAUUCGAAAACCUAUUCUUCUUCAAGAGAUAGCAGAUGAACUAAGAAGAGCCCUGCAACACGCAGGUGAGAAAUUGUGAAAACUGAGAUUUUUGAACAGUAUCUGAAGAUUAGAAUGAUGUCAAAAUAUCUCGUAAGUUUACCAAAGCAUAUAAUUUAGGCAUUCUGACAUAGGAGACACCAAUCUAGAGUUUCUUGACAAUUAAACUUAGGGGGCUCAAUUUGCUAUCCAUGCUCCUGAUUGAGCUUUUUUCUGCCAAAGAA